AUGGACCUGAGCUCUUGGAUGUCAGAGCUGGGUUCCGGCAGCCAGAAGGUGAAGAAGGUCGCCGUCUCCACCGGCCCCUCACUGGAGUUAUGCACCUUCCCCUCUACCCUGGGCUCCUCGGUCGCGACUGCUGCGCUAGAGCAACUCUUUGUUGUGGAAAAAUCUCUGCAGAGUGACUAUUUUAAAUGCAAUGAAGAAGCUAGGAUCUUUCUUAAGGACAUUGCUAUAGCUGUUAAAAAAUUGGAAGAAAUGAGAAAGUCCACAAUUGACCUUCUGGAAAUAGAAACCAUGGAACUCAGCAGACUCUACUUCCUGCUGGAGAUGCUGCCUGAAAACAUGAUCACGGAGCUCGAAGAAUGUGUCAUAGGUGCUCGCAAAUUAAAUCGUGCUGAGAUACAUCAAAUAAACAUGAGAAUUCUCAAGACAGAUAAUGAAAUAGAGUGUCUAAAGAAGAGAAUAAUUGAUCUGACAGAAAUUAAUAAAGCUCUGGGUGAAAAGCAAGAAGAGAUGUCGAAGCGGCAUACAGAGAUUGUCCUAGCACUCAACCAGCUGAUGGAACAAAAAGCCACUACCACAGUUAACAUAAAUGAUAUCUGUACCAAAAUCAAAGAGGAUAGAAAAGAAACAGAAUUGCAUAAAGUACAUCUGCAAGAGACAGAGGAGUUGAUGUCAAAAGAGAAAGAAGAAUAUUUAAUAAGAAAACAGCAAUUGGCUGCAGAAAUAAGUGAAUUUAAAAAGAUAUAUGAGCUUAAGAAAAUAGAGACUUUUAAAAAGAAGAAAGAAUUGGAUAAAUUACUAGAGGAAGUGUCAAAAAUGAAAGAAGCAGUUAUUACCACCUCAGCGGCUCUUAGUGAUCACAAUUUAGAGAUCGCACAGCUACAUGGCUCAAUAAAGCACUGGGAAAAAGAGUUGGAAGGGAUGAAGAAAGUGUGUAAGACUCUGGAGAAUAAAACGCAGUUCUUUACGACUCAUCAGAACAAACUGGAUGAUACAUCCGUUAUUGAAAAAAAUGAAUACCUGAGUAAGAUAAAAGAGCUGGCUGAUCAACUGCACCAGUUUCAAACAGAGAACAAAGAGCUACGAGCGAAACUGUAUGAUUUAAUGAGAGAAUAUAAGAUUGUCUCCAGAGAGGAGCACAACGUUUUUACGCAUGAACAGAUCACCUAUGAGGAAUACCGCAAACAAAUGGCCUUCACUACUAAGAAAGAAAACUUCCUGUCACAAAGAAAAAUAGACAUCCAACAUAUGGAAGAAGGACUUGUUACUCUUAAAAAUCUUUAUCAAUCAAUACAUGAAACAUAUAGAAAGCAAAUAAAAAUCCUGAAUGAAAACCUGGAAAGAGAAACUCAGAGAUGUAUUUUAAAUCAGUGGAAAAUAUUAUGUUUAAGAAAAAAACAUAAUCGUUGGGUAACUAAGAUAAAAAAUGAAAUAAAUCAAACUAUAGAAAACAUUGAACAUUCGGAAAAGAGACGAACUGAAUUGCUUGAAGAGACCCUUGUUAGAAGAAAUGAAAUCGAUGAAUUUGUGGUACAGAUCGAAAAACUUUCAACAGAAUUACAAGAGGAGGAGGAGGAAUUUACUUUAAAAGAAAAACUGUUAAUUCUGGAGUUAAAGAAGUAUGAGGAAUUAUAUGUUCACGAAGCACAAAUUCACAAAGAGAAACAAGAGGAACUAAUUGAAUAUAUUCCACAACUUCAGGAAGCAGAAGAAGAGUAUGAAAUCAAAUAUAAAAAGUUAGAAGAGCUCUAUAAUAUUUUUACAGCUCAACAGCAGGAGGAGAAGAUAAUGUGCAGUAGCAUUACUAAGUUGGCAAGAGAAUUUUCAAAAUACUUAGAUAAUACGGAGAAAAUUAAGCAAGAACUAAAAGAAUUACUAGAUCUUGAAAGCAAGAAAGUCAAUGAUCAUUUUGAAAUUCUAAAGAAGUUAGAAAAUGAAAUCUUUAUAAAUGAUCAAAAAGCAAACCUCUUGCUCGUGGAAAAUGAAAAAUUAAAAAGGUAUAUUUUAUAUAUGAAGAUCAAUAUAGAGAAAUACAGAAAAGGCCAAGAAGCCCUUAUACACGACUUAAGUGACGCAUCGUGGCAACUGAUAGCUGAGCACACACAUUAUGUAGACUUGUGGGCUGAAUUUCAGGCCCUAGUUAAGGAACUGGUGCAGAACGGUGAAGAGAUCUUGCAGGAAAUAGAAAAUCUAAUGAAGAGACUGCAAGACAGAGAUCAAAAAAUUGAGCUCAUCAAUUCUUGGCUACAAAGGAAUCUUGAAAAACUGCAUUCUCUUAUGAACCAGGAAUUACCAACCCUUAUCAGUAAGCAACAGUUUGGUGUUUCUAGAGAUCUUUUACUAUAUCUGGUAACAUCAAAAGAGGCAAGCAAGAGAGCCAAGUAA
This is a messenger RNA of Urocitellus parryii (Arctic ground squirrel), 2382 nucleotides long. It is a transcript of the gene Ccdc175, whose product is annotated as coiled-coil domain containing 175. NCBI's taxonomy places the organism in Eukaryota, Metazoa, Chordata, Mammalia, Rodentia, Sciuridae. The record is from RefSeq and is a predicted model, not a curated record. Gene Ontology annotation, molecular function: guanyl-nucleotide exchange factor activity.